Messenger RNA from Rhopalosiphum maidis (corn leaf aphid), 2252 nucleotides. Its product is annotated as sentrin-specific protease 1-like. Gene Ontology annotation, molecular function: deSUMOylase activity. The coding region runs from base 335 to 1915 and encodes 526 amino acids. The record is from RefSeq and is a predicted model, not a curated record. Gene Ontology annotation, biological process: protein desumoylation. NCBI's taxonomy places the organism in Eukaryota, Metazoa, Arthropoda, Insecta, Hemiptera, Aphididae. The transcript has 4 exons. Gene Ontology annotation, cellular component: nucleus.
GCUUGAUGCUCGAUAGUUGAUAGCAAUUUAUACUUUACAGUGUCUUUUUAUUCGUUACGGUUACGGGUCAAUUUUUGUCUUCUGUGUAGUUACAGAUUGAGUUAUUUAAAUAUUAAUUUGUUUAUUUAUUGCCAAUUAUUCUAUGAUAUGAUGGCGAAUUUAUAAAUAGGAAUUUCUUGACUCUGAUCUACAUAGCCUUCUGUUCAACAUUUUUCAUCACUAUCACAUUUCAUUUUAGAUAUUACUGUAGUCGCCGCGACCUGUUUAAAACUGUUAUAAUUUUACUGUCUAUGUAAUAUUCAUUUCAAAUUAUCCUUUAUGUUACACUUGUGUUAUGGGUUUCUUCAAUUCAUUAAGAAAUAUAAAAAGAUGGUUUACUGACAAGGCUGGACUUUCUGGACCUAGAGGACCAACUAAACGUAAACAUGAAGAAUGUGAAGUUUUAAAUAAUAAAAGAGUGCGCAUGGAUGACAGUCUUGUAGAAAUUGUUGAAAUCAGCGAUGAAUCCCUAUCUGAAACCGAAGAGGUGGAAAUUACUGAACCCGGUCCAUCCACUGUACCACUCAGAGCCAGUCCACCUGUUAUGCUUAUUGAGGGCAGACAGCAUCCAAGAAGAACUAUGUCACCAGUUAGGACAAUAGAUUUAACUGAAAAUAAUGAUGAAGAUAACAAAAUUAAAAUUAUUCGAUCAUAUAGCUUAUCAAGUCCACAACAUAAAACUAACCGAAGUACAGAAAUGGUUAGAAGUGCUAGUACCAAGGCUAUACUAGAAGAUAGAUCUUCAAUUACAGCUUCAAUCAAAGGAACAAAAAAAUUGAGUUUCAAUAUGGAAGGCGGAUUUUCUGCAUUAAAAAUUAAUGAUACAUCAACUAAUUCUAACAUAGAUAAAUCAUUUGCAAUGGUUUUAAAACAUUAUGUUACGCCAAAACCAGAAACCACCAACACUAUGUCAGUUUCUAGUUCUAAAUCGCCAAUUAGUAUUCAUAAAGAAAAUAUUUUAAAUCAAUCCAAAUUAUCUCAAACGUCUGGUAAAGAAAAUUUAGACAUUCCAGAAUUAAGUCUUCACAAGAAUAGAAUUAUCAAGCAAGAAUUGUUUUAUGAACGUAUACUAAGAAAAUUUAAAGAGAAACAAGCAGCUGCAAUUCUAAAUUCUGCUACAAUAAUUAAGCAAAAAUCACCCGAGGAUAUUUUCCAAGAAAAACUAGAGAUUAUGAAAAAAGAAUUAAAUAAAAUAGAACCUCAAAAGAAAAAUGAUAUUUUUCCUGGUUAUUCUAAAGAAAUAUCUGAAUCUAUUGCACUUCAAAUGUCUGGACCAUUAAAUGAAUAUAUUGUUAAAGGGAAAAAUAUUAAAAAAAUGGAUUUAAAAACUAUAUAUUUACCUACUGCUUGGUUAAAUGAUGAAGUUAUAAAUCAUUAUUUAGGUAUGAUAGUUGAUCGUGAUCCAAUUAACAUACACUCGUUUGAUACAUUUUUUUAUUCUAAAUUAUCAUCACAAGGAUAUCAAUCUGUUCGACGGUGGUCAAGGAAAAAAGAUAUAUUUGCAUGUAAAAAAAUGUUCAGUCCUAUUCACUUGGGGAACCAUUGGUGUCUCGUAUGUGUAAACUUCAUUGAUAAAACUGUAAAAUAUUAUGAUAGUUUAAAAGGUAAAAAUCCUCAAUGUUUAAAUAUCAUUUUUGACUAUCUAAAACAAGAGUAUGAGAACAAAAAGAAUGAAAAAUUUGACUGCAGCGGAUGGAAAAUAAUGGAUGCUGAAGAUUGUCCAACACAAAAAAAUGGUUAUGAUUGUGGGGUGUUUACUUGUGUCAAUGCAGAGUACCUAUCUCGUGAUGCUGAAUUGAAUUUUGUACAGGAAGAUAUGCCUAAAUUAAGGAAUAGGAUAUGUUAUGAGAUCUUAAACAAUCGUUUAUGUUAUUAAACUAAGUCAUCUGUUUCCUAUAAUAUUGAGUUAAUUUUAUUCUUAUUUUUCAAGUUGUAUAGAAUAUCUAUUAAAUAUAUAUUAAUGAAUAUAAGAUUGACAAGAGGAACAACAUUCCUUAAUCACCUUAUUGGUUGCUUUUUAAAGUACAUGAAAUCUACUGUUAAAUAUUAUAUAUAAUAUACUUUUCAUUUCAAGUUUUCAAUAAAAAUGUUGGCCUACAUAUGAUAAAAUAAUAUUUUUUAUGUAUAUAAAAAAUUAGUACCACUAAAUUGAAUCCACUUCCUAUUAUAUAAGACAAUUUAUGUUAAAAUGUAACUUAAUAAAAUUAUAAUUA